GGGAGAUGAAGAAAACAGGAAGCAAGCUCGGCUCGUUUUGGCGUUUUGUUUUCGAGGCAACAAAACAAAGUGGAAGCUAGCAAACAGAGGGAAAAGGUAUUCUUAAAAAUGAACAUUAGUAGUCCCGUGCAGACCAAUGACUGGACGAACACAAAGGAGGCGGUUGCUAACUUCCGUCGACUUCUCCUUUGUUCUAAAUGCUCAAACAUGAUGGAGGAGCCUGUGUGUCUGGGCUUGUGUGAGCAUAUGCUGUGCAGGCCCUGUGCCGGCCCCCGGGCUGGAGACGGCUGUGUGGUGUGUCACAGCCCCGCCUGGGUGAAGGACAUCCAAAUAAACAGGCAGCUGAGUAGCAUCAUACAAAUCUUCGGUGGUUUGGAGUCCCUGUUUAAUCCAACCAGACAACCAGAUGAGUCAACAGUUGCUGAAAUGCUAAGGCAGCCUGACGCUACAGUGUUAAAGCACAAGAAGAACUUCAAGAUUUGGUUCAGCCCCCGCAGUCGCAAGGUGCGCUGCACGGUGGAAAAGCCCUCUGAGGUGGUGGUGACAGGCGGCGUGUCCUCUGAGGAGACUGGUGCAGCACAGCAAGGGGUUCCCGCUGACCGGCGCCAGGAUCUGUCGGUCUUUAAUUUUAUCACGUCCUCCCAGGACUCUUCCUCACCGCAACGAAGCAGCGGUGUUAACAGACAAAGGAAGAAAAGGGCAUCUAAGAACAGUGCCAAAAACAGCCGUGCACAGGUGCAAGGGCCUGCUACAACCACACGGAAACAGACAAAGCAGAAUGUGAGGAAGAAGAGGCUGGAAGCUAUAAACUUGCAAUGGGGAAUUGCAGAGGAGGCACUUCCCUCACCUGAGCUGGAGCAGCUUUGUGCUGAUGGGCCACGGAGGUCCAGUAAAAGGGUUUCUUUCCUAAGCCCUGCUGCCACCUCUGAGGAACCUGAGCUUGAAGUGCCACAGGGCAGUACUAAUGAACCCAGUCCUGCCAGCAGCACAAUGAGAGACGGCCUCCCCAGAGACAGAAUCAAUGUACUGAAUCACCAAACCCAGUCUGGUCAGAGCACGUCAAACAGUGUAGCUCUCUAUGAUGAACUACCUGCGAAAGACUCCGGCCCAAAUGAUAAUCCUGAAAAGCAGAUGUCUCCGUCCGAAAAACAUUCAAAAAGGACCAGAGCUAAAAGAGAAAACAACACUUUGGAAAACACUCCAAAAAGGCCAAGGGCUUCUCUGGGCAGAGGGAGGAAGUCAGGUCGUCAGUUGUCUCCGGCUAUCCUUAACCUCCAAUCCUCAGCUACUCCCAAGGCCAAUAAGAGUGUUAAAAAAUGUAGAAAAGAGGAAAAGCUUAGUCCCCGUGUAGCACACGUUGCAUCAGCGGUAAACCCCAGCAAAUCUCCCAGCAGUCCCAGAUUGUCAGGAGGACGUCCCAGUCCAUCAGGGGGACGUCCCAGCCCAGGAAGCCCUGCAGUUAUGAAGAGGAACCACAAGGGAGAGACCCCACUGCACCUGGCUGCAAUUAAGGGAGAUGUAGAGGCUGUCAGGGAGCUACUGGACCAAGGAGCUGAUCCCAACCUGAAGGAUAAUGCUGGAUGGACUCCUUUGCAUGAGGCAUGUAACCUGGGCCACCUGGCUGUCGUGGAGGAGCUGGUCUCAGAAGGAGCUCUGCUGAACACACCUGGAUACGAAAACGAUUCCCCCCUCCACGACGCUGUGAGAAAUGGACAUGCAGGCAUCGUCAAACGGUUACUUCAGCUCGGCGCCUCGCAGAGUGUUCUGAAUCUGCAUGGAAAGAGGCCCGCAGAUUAUGCUGUGAGCCAGGAGAUGCUGGAGAUUUUCCAGAACGCUGCAGAAGGAGCCCAGCCUGCUAAUUCUCACACAUCUCCCAGCCCCUCAGCCAAUCGUUCAGUGGUGAGUGAGUGUAUGAGAAGGGAUCAAACUCCGGUGUUUUUCGCCAGUAAGCUGUCUGGGCCAGAGCGGAAGCAUCUGGCCAGACUGGGAGUGCUACUGGGAGGGAGAACUGCUGACACCUUUUAUGGCUCAGUGAGCCAUGUCGUGGUGCCAGAAGGACAAAUGCCCACCACCUACUCCACCCUCCUGGGUCUUCUUGCUGGCUGUUGGGUUGUCAAAUACAGCUGGGUGGAAGCGUGUCUGCAGACAGGGACGUGGCUGCCUGAAGCUGAGCAUGAAGCAGGAGAAGGCCCUCGGCGCAGUCGCAUCAACAGAUGUAGCUUGCUACCACCACUCUUCGAUGGCUGUUUCUUCUUCCUCCUUGGCCACUUUAAGUCUCCCUCCAAGGACGAGCUCACCAAGCUGCUGCGGGAGGGCGGAGGCCAGCUCCUGAGCCGGCAGCCUAAGCCGGACAGCGACGUGACCCAGACCCUCAACGCAGCAGCUUACCACGCCCUGCCCGGCUCCGACCAGGCCCUCUGCACUCAGUACAUCCUCUACGAGCCUCUGGGUCCCUACAAGCCUGCGGUGGUGAGACGGGGUAAGGUGUGGUCCGCCCCCUCCACCUGGCUCAUGGACUGCAUCGCAGCCUUCAGCCUCCUCCCCGUGCCAGAACCUCAAAGAGCGCCCUGA
Molecule: messenger RNA, 2571 nt
Organism: Menidia menidia (Atlantic silverside)
Lineage: Eukaryota; Metazoa; Chordata; Actinopteri; Atheriniformes; Atherinopsidae
Source: the annotation of a GenBank genome assembly